This is a messenger RNA of Lottia gigantea (owl limpet), 1429 nucleotides long. RefSeq lists its product as hypothetical. The annotation marks the transcript as partial. The record is from RefSeq and is a predicted model, not a curated record. NCBI's taxonomy places the organism in Eukaryota, Metazoa, Mollusca, Gastropoda, Lottiidae. The transcript is spliced from 3 exons.
CAGUACAUCCCGUCCCGUUACACCUCUGUCCCGUUCUAUCCUUCCAAUCCCUUCUAUCCCAUCAUGUCUCCUUCUGUUUUGUCCUUCCAGUUCUGAAUGUCCUGUCCUCGAACCUUAUUCUAAUUCUUAUCCCAUCUUAUUUUUGGCAAGACGACUUCUCAGUGACCAUUCCUCCACGUUUACAUCCACGGAGACCAAACAUGAAGAAUCAGCCGGAAGUGACGACGAAGAUCAAGAAAAUCUGGAUAUUUGUGUUGUUGAAUCGGAUGAGAAACCGACACCCAUACGUCAUUCUACUCCUACACCACCAGAAAUCGACGUCGGUGAUGAAAAGUCUUAUCUACAAGAACAGGGUGUUUAUCAACCCCCAAGACUCUCGGAAUCCCCUUUUGAAAAACAACACAUUGCGGAUAAGGGGGAAGAUUCCUUUGAAGACCAAUAUCCCAACAGUAGAUCCCUUGACGACUCUCGAGCAUCCGAGUUAUCUCCUAGAUCCCACUCUCUGGACAACGAUACGGAACAUAGUCAGUCAGAAGAAAAUCAAACUCUUCAUAAAAGUGAGCGAACAGACACAAAAGACAGUUUUGAAAGAUACGAUAAUGAUUCGCAUAGUGAUAACGAACCUCCGCCUACGCGUCGAGAAAAGCUUGAUUAUUCCCCCGGAACUUACCACCGAUCUGAAAGAGAGCGUCACUUUCUGAAAUACAGAGACCUAAAAGAUCACGAACGUUUGCUAGGGAAGGACACUAGUCCUCCCAAUGUAACUGUAAUGCAACCUUCUGUGAGUCAUCCCAUGUUUCCGUAUCUCUGCGCAGGAUCUGUAUUUCCAAACUCUUCUGGAGGUUUACCAUUUCCUCUGAAUUCAGCUCUGCUCAAUAGUUCCUCUUAUCCACACGGACACCUCACAGUUCCACUUUUACCAGGAUCACCGCCUGAAUUGCCACACCUACCUCCGACUCAUCUGCAUUCCAGCAAUUCUGGGCCGAUGUUAGGAUCUCAUAGUCUCUUAUCUAACUCACAUCUGAUGAAUCAGUCUUAUCAAGGAUUAACGUCGCAGCUGUCAAUGUCUCAUAUAACUAGCUCACAUCCCUUAGGUCCCAUGUUCUCACCUCGAUCUGCUCCAAGGUUCAGUCCGUACACAGUCCCUUUGACAAAAACUACAAUGGUUACUAAUAGCAGCCCGGUGUCAAUACCUGGUGGACAUUAUGGUCUAGGUGAAUCACCAAGGGGUGGUCCGCUGUUGUCUUCUCCUGUAAGUAGCACACACAUACCAUCUUCUCCUCGAAAGAGUCCAUUACCUGCCCACCAGCAGUCUCCAAGCACCCCUAACCAUGGAACUGAUAUUAGGAGUAUUGAAAGAAUGUUAAAUGGUUUGGAUAGAAAACCGCCAAUACACGACAGUAAUCGCUGCUAUAGUCCGGAUAAGUAG